Molecule: messenger RNA, 5086 nt
Organism: Oncorhynchus nerka (sockeye salmon)
Lineage: Eukaryota; Metazoa; Chordata; Actinopteri; Salmoniformes; Salmonidae
Product: E3 ubiquitin-protein ligase TRIM36-like
Exons: 11
Coding region: 219-2534 (771 amino acids)
Biological process (GO): acrosome reaction; spindle organization
Cellular component (GO): acrosomal vesicle
Molecular function (GO): zinc ion binding; protein binding; ubiquitin-protein transferase activity
Source: RefSeq, a predicted model, not a curated record
AAUGUUCUCAAGCAGCUGGGGCAUGAAUGAAGUGUAUGCUAUAUAGGAUGCUCGAAUUAUAUAGGAUGAGGACGAAGAAGCAACCAUAUUUCUCUGACUGUGACAUUCACAAUUUGGGAAGCCAUUCGAUUUUUACAGUGUUUCUUAUGCUAUUUAUUUCUUAUUGACCCAUUGUUUAUCAUAUUCCCACCAUUGUCUUGUCGACAUUAUCUGCCAUUAUGUCGGAUACCGCGGAUACCGAAGAUAAUCAGGAUAUGUUACCGAGUUUGGUCCAGCAGAUAGUCCAGCGGAUAACAGCGGGAGAGGUCCCUAUCAAGAAUAUUGAGCGGGAGCUCAUUUGUCCGAUUUGUAAGGAGCUGUUUACGCACCCCCUCAUCUUGCCCUGUCAGCACAGUGUUUGUCACAAGUGUGUGCGAGAGCUGCUGCUGUUGAACCAUGAGGAUUCCUUCGAUGCUGGGUCUGAAUGUUCCCUCCCUGGGAGCCCAGGACCCCGAUCCAGAGUGCCCUCACCAAGCAUGGAGAGGCUGGAUAGGCUUGCAAGAUCAGCCACACUGCAGAGAAGGUCGUUUGGGAGGAGAGGUAGACGCGGGUUCCAUUUUUUGAAUAGCUGUAGUAGCUCCAUCUCCUCACCAGGAUGGAGACGUGGCUCUGUGACCCCCCGCGUUACCACUUUCCCGUGCCCAGGCUGCCAACACGAUGUGGACCUGGGUGAGCGGGGCAUGAGCAUGCUCUUCCGGAACUUCACCCUGGAGAGCAUCGUGGAGCGCUACCGGCAGGCAGCCCGCGCCGCCGUGGCCAUCAUGUGCAACAUGUGCAAGCCGCCCCAGCAGGAGGCCACCAAGAGCUGCAUGGACUGCAAGGCCAGCUACUGCAACGAGUGCUUCAAGUUCCACCAUCCAUGGGGCACCCCCAAAGCCCAGCACGAGUAUGUGGGGCCCACCAUGAACUUUAGGCCCAAGGUGCUGAUGUGUCCGGAGCACGAGAUGGAGAAGGUCAACAUGUACUGCGAGGUGUGCCGCCGUCCAGUCUGUCACCUGUGCAAGCUGGGAGGCUCCCACGCCAACCACAAAGUCACAUCAAUGAGCAGCGCCUACAAGAUCCUUAAGGAGAAGCUAUCAAAGAGUAUCCAUUACUUAAUCAGCAAAGAGGACCAAGUGAGGACUCAGAUUUCCCACCUGGAGGUGUUGAUCAAUGAAACUGAGGAGAAUGGCCAGGUGGCGGAGUGUGGGGCCUAUGAGCAUUUUGAGCGGCUGUUCCAGACCCUCCAGGAGAGGAAGUCUGAGAUGCUGAACUCCAUCGAGCAGUCGAGGACGCGGCGUCUGGAGCAGCUCAGGGGCCAGGUGGAGGAGUACCAGGGCAUGUUGGAGAAUAGUGGCCUCGUGGGCUACGCCCAGGAGGUCCUCAAGGAGACAGACCAAUCCUGCUUCGUUCAGACGGCCAAGCAGCUGCACACCAGAAUUGCGAAAUCCACCGAGUCUCUGAGGACGUUCCACCCCGCGGCUGACCCCUCCUUUGAUGAGUUUGUGCUGGAAACUUCCAGAGAGGAGACUAUGCUGAAGGAGCUAUGUUUUGGGGGAGUCCCCGAGCCUCCCAUCAUUGAUCUGUCCCGUAGUCACGUCUACAACGAGGGCUUGUUGUGCUGGCAGCUGGCUGAGGAUACCCUGGCCACAGACCACCAGGUGCUGGAGUACAGGAGGCUGGGCGCAGAGCAGGACGGCGACAGCCGCUGGCGCCUCACAGACAGGGUGUAUGGCCCUAGCACAGUGGUGUGUGAUCUGGAGGCCGACAGCCUCUACUCGUUCCGAGUCCGCAGCUGCCGCAACUCCCUCUACAGCCCCUACAGCCCAGAGGUUACCUUCCACACACCACCUGCCCCAGCAUUUGGCUUCCUAUUCAACGACAAUUGCGGCUUCAGCUCGGAGCGGCUGGCGUUGAGCAGGCGCCGUGACUCUGUGGAGAGCAUGGCCGGCAUGGCCUUCCUGCUGGCUGCUGAGCGUGUGCAGACAGGCAGCUAUAUGGGCCUGGACUACAUCAUUGGUGACACGGGCAUCUCUCAGGGCAGACACUACUGGGCCUUCCGCGUGGAGCCCCACUCCUACCUGGUGAAGGUGGGCGUGGCCUCUGAUUCCAAACUGUUGGAGUGGUUCCACAACCCCCGAGACACUAGUAGCCCCAGGUACGACCAUGACAGUGGGCACGACAGUGGCAGCGAGGACGCGUGCUAUGAUCUGUCCCAGCCCUUCACUCUGCUCACUGUGGGCAUGGGCAAAAUGUUCCUCCCCAAAGCUUCCAUCUCUGCCGGCAGCGACCACGGCGACCACAGCAACCGGGUGCUGCCUAUGCCACAGCGUAUCGGCGUGUGCCUAGACUACGAUGCGGGCCGGGUCUACUUCUAUGAUGCAGACACCAUGAGGUGCCUUUACGAGCGGCAGGUGGACUGCUCCGGUACCAUGUACCCUGCCUUUGGCCUCAUGGGUAGUAGCAAGGUUCAUCUAGAGGAGUUCAUCACAGAAAAGCGUCUGUCGUAUAUGUGAGAUGCUGGGCCUUCCACACACACAGGUCUCUCCCGCUCAACACUUGCCUUUGCGUUCAUGUUGGUCUCUGCUUUCAGUCAGGUAUGAUUGUAAUGAUUUUGUUUUUGUCUGCAGUAUUUCAGCUGACUAUUAUUAAUCCAGGUCUUUGUUUUUUUUUAAUGAACACGUAUUUAUGUAUCACUACUAAGUCCAGUAAAACGUAGCCAAGAGAAACCUGAAGAGCCUUGCAGCUACAUCUAUGCCUCUGUGCCUUUCACAAUAAAUAGAUAAUCUAACAAAUGAUAUGAUUUGUUUAACUGUGCACAACAGCAAGGCUAGUUAUCACUUACAAGGGUGAGUGUGUGUGUAGGUCACAAGGACCCCUCGGUUGAGAAACAUCCCUACCAAAAAUGUGUAAUACAAAUCAUACCUAAUCAAUGUCCUUAGUCAAGAGUCUGUCAACACCAGUUUGUUACACUGCAUUUGAUUUGGACACAUGCUCAAAAAAUUUGCACUUUUUAUUUUUAAAGAUUAGCACACUUUCUUGCACUUAAUGUCACUACCUAACCACUCUGAACACUAUUUCAAUGCAGAACACAUUUAUCUGAAUCGUAACACUAAACAUCCACGUUCAGGGUGUAAUUCUAACGAGGUCUGUGUGUGCUACUCGGACGUAAAUCGUGCUUUGCUGUCAGUGGGAGACUUUUUUUUGUCACGUGCGGAUCUCGACUUAAAAUUACACUCACGGAGAUUAGUUGUUGAUCACUAAAUUAUCACGUUAAUGAAUUUACCUUGCACUACUGCCUCGGAUGCAGUUGUUCAAUAGCAGUGAAUGUUUUCUGUUUAGCACUGGGUUUUCUGUUUAGCACUGGGAAUUCUGUUUAGCACUGGGAAUUCUGUUUAGCACUGGGAAUUCUGUUUAGCACUGGGAAUUCUGUUUAGCACUGGGAAUUCUGUUUAGCACUGGGAAUUCUGUUUAGCACUGGGAAUUCUGUUUAGCACUGGGAAUGUGAAACUUCAGACACUACAGGUUCUCACUACACAAACUGUCCCACGGAACUCUACUACGAUGCGACUUCUUCCUGACACAUGUCAUGUUAGUGUACAGAACUUAGACAUUUGUUACGCACGUUGACGAUUGGCUCUUCAGUAUCAGCUAGGACAACAAGGUUUUAGGGCAUACCAUGGGUCUGUUCAGCAGUGUGCAGCGUUUCAGAACCUUCAGAUUUGGAAAUAUAUUGUGUAAACUGAUCAGAUGCUUUGUCCUCUAGAAAAGGGAGUAAUUUUGUCUCUAUACAUUUUCUAUUUCUGAAUGGUUACCCCUGCUGAACAGUGCCCCGGUCCCCUCUGGCUUCCUUACAUGGGUUUUUGGACAAUAUCUGUACAUAUGUUUUGUUUUCUUGAGGGUAAGGAUAAUCUGUUUUUCUCAGGUUUGUGGCCUAUCAGCCCUGGAAAACUAUACCUUUCUCCUCAACAGAAUUGUACUUUUCUUUGCGGCUUCCAUAAAUACAUGAGUAAUUUACUGUACCCUAAUCUCAGCCUUUUAAGAUUGUUCAUAUAUCCAAUAAUAAACUGAAAUUAACUAUUUUAAAUGUUUACAUCAAUAUACAUAUCUUAGUGGCAUUAUUUUUGUUGGGGGUAAAAUAAGUCAUAGAUCUGCAAUUUUGUUUUCUUUGAGUUUGUAUGUGCUGUGAAGUUUCUCAGCUUAAUCAAACUUGAGCAAUUUGGGAAAUUGGUGGAAAAUUGUAGUUGGAAUUAGAUCAUGUCUGACUGAAUUUGUCAAGGGAGCAUUUUAAAUCUGGAUGCCUCCUUUUCUGUGUUGUGAUGUUUUAGGUCCAUUUGAGUGUUGCGUAUCCUAGAAUUUGCUGCGUUAAUUGUUUUGCUUCUCUGAAUCAUGUACAUUUAUUUUGAGGAACAACAAUCUGUAGUCUUAAUUUUAAAUCCUAGCUGCUUCAGAAUUGGUGCGCAUAAUUCUCUACCAUUCCUUUUAGAACACAACACUUCUACCUGUUCCUUUUUUAAAUGACUGUUGAAACACCUUUUAAAAAGUCUAUGCACUUAAUUAACAGGUUCGGGAUUGUGUUUAUCACAGAAUGUAUUAUUUACAGAACAAAUUGAAUGUCUCGUAGGUGCGUUUUUUUUGUUAAUUUGCUUAUCUUGGGUCAAGUCACUAGUGGCCACAGGAGUUGUCUUUCACAGUAGAUAUUUGCUAUAGUGCUCAUCUUAUUCUAGCUACUGUACAUAUCCACUGCUGAUUGUAGAAAAAGGGAAUCAUAUGGUUUUCAGUAGUAAGUUAAACCAAAUGUUCUGCAGACACUCAGUCUAAUGGUUCAAGCUAGCACUUUAAACUGUAGCAUGUAUGCCUCGGCUGUGCAGGUCUGUGUGAAUUGUUGUGCAAUAUUACGUACACUGCAGGGAAUAGACCUGUUGUAUUCUCCUAUUGUAAGUAAUGUGAUGUUCGCUUUCUGUGAGUGAUGCUUUGAUGUACAUUAAGCGUUCUGUCAUCAUUCUUAACGUAGUAUUUUAUUUGCUGUUUGGGAAUUUGUAUGAAAUAAACAAGUGUUUUAAACCAA